Messenger RNA from Aureococcus anophagefferens, 261 nucleotides. RefSeq lists its product as hypothetical. The transcript has a single exon. The record is from RefSeq and is a predicted model, not a curated record. Lineage: Eukaryota; Pelagophyceae; Pelagomonadales; Pelagomonadaceae. The annotation marks the transcript as partial.
GACUCGCUCAUGGUCGUCGACUUCGCGACGACGUGGUGCGGCCCGUGCAAGGUCAUGGAGCCGAAGAUGAACGCCAUGAGCGAGGAGUACACCGACGCCAUCUUCUACAAAGUCAUCGGCGACAGCAGCGCCGAGGCGAGCAGCCUCAUGAAGCGGGAAGGCGUGCGGGCCGUGCCCUCCUUCCACUUUUGGAAAAAUGGCGAGAAGGUCGACGUCGUCAACGGCGCCAACAUCGAGGCCGUGACGUCCAACGUACAAAAG